AUGAAGUUUGGGAGGCAAACAUUGUCCCCGGUCAUGUGGGCCAACAUUCUGCACGGCUACACAUGCACAACACGUGCACCACUCCCGGCAUGGCUAAGUUUUGCACUGGCGGUCCUAUUCCUGGCAACGCCUGUCACAGCCUUACCCGAUGCUGACGCGCGGGGCGUUGAUUACUAUGCAGUCGUGACCGCUAUCCUAUUAGCCACUCACUACAUUGCCACUAUGACUGGCUCACUCAUUGGCCCGUCGAUGGGUAUAACAAGUGUGUUGUGGCUUGUUAUGCGGAAUGAUGCAGCCGUUGAAGCGAAGCUUUCCUGGAUGGUUUUUGGCGCCUGGGGGUUGCUGAUGUUGCUCUAUCUCGUCAUUCAACGCUAUCCUUUGUUGAGCCAUUCAUUAUACAUACUGUUGACCAUUGCCAUGGCGAGUCUGUGUAUGUGUAUGGUGGCGCUUGUUCAGCAGUCGUCUUUGCAGAGUGGCCUCGUUACCGCGAUUCCGCCAUGCACGUCCUUUGCUGCAUAUGGUGUGGCAUACUUCUUCCCGGAACAACGCACUACUGAGCCUCGUUGGUUCCAUGUAUGA
This is a messenger RNA of Ascochyta rabiei, 579 nucleotides long. RefSeq lists its product as uncharacterized. The transcript is spliced from 3 exons. The record is from RefSeq and is a predicted model, not a curated record. Lineage: Eukaryota; Fungi; Ascomycota; Dothideomycetes; Pleosporales; Didymellaceae. Bases 1 to 579 code for a protein of 192 amino acids.